Molecule: messenger RNA, 3519 nt
Organism: Branchiostoma floridae (Florida lancelet)
Lineage: Eukaryota; Metazoa; Chordata; Leptocardii; Amphioxiformes; Branchiostomatidae
Product: angiopoietin-related protein 7-like
Exons: 4
Coding region: 1093-2289 (398 amino acids)
Source: RefSeq, a predicted model, not a curated record
UUGGAUUGUUUUAUUGUAUUCAUAGGCCGUUUGGCAAAUCUAGUCUGUGAACACCGACAAAAUUAAACCGGACGCUUCACUUAACUUCACUUCAGUAUUUGUUUAGGGUACACUUAGAUCGAAGCUUGGCUUACUUCAGGCAGUCCUGGACUUACAUUUAAACAAACAAACAAUAAUGAUAUCAAUGAUUAUAACGCUCCAUGCCUUUUAUCUAUUUUGGAUAAUCUGCGCUAGACUUCGCCAUACGACUAAUUUGUCAAUAAUGCUUAACGAUAAAUCUUAAAGCAAUAAUUGCGAAUGAUCGACAACAUGGGCUCCAAAACAAUGAGUGGGGCCAGAUAAAAGAGACAGCCCUGCCAAAAUUAACGUCAAAUUUGAGCUACGAUUAACGCACUCUCCAAGCAGAUCUAUCGGUGACACGCAGUAUCCAAAGGGCUAAACAGUAUCCAACAGGUGAGGCUGGCCCUUUGAUGUUGCUAUGCCGCCGCUGGAUCUGGUUGGAGAUUAUCAUUAACGGUCAACAAAAAUAGCUCACUCUGCCUCACGGAAAAAGGCAUGUUGACCCUCUUUUCAGUAUCUCAAAAGGGGUACUAUAUAUUUUCAUUCCCUGAAUACCAUCUGGUCUAUGUUCCCACACACAUACACCAGUAAAAGUCGAGUGAUUUACCGAAGUGAGUGCACCCGAGGCACUUGGCUUAUCUUUAAGUUUAGUACACGGAUGUCUUUCUUUCUCGCUUCCGUUUUGUAAUUCUUGACCUUAUUUUGACCCUUAGUUGUUCAAGCUUAAAAUAAAUUCAACAGCGAUGGCUAUCUCCACGCAGCUAUUAUUAUCUGUGAAGUUCCCUAUGAAACAUUGGAUAAUGCUUACAUCUAAUUACUAUUUCAACCAAUCCAGAACGAGCUUGCGAUGACGUUAGCCAAUCAAAGACCUUGAAUGUUAUGACGUAUAGUCACACCGUAUCAAAAACCUCUUCUCUUCAAAGAUUGUAUUAAGAACGUCGAGCACUUCCAGAUAUUUGCGGAUCAAGUGUUGGCCACUUAUCUUCACUUUUGCCGCUUCUAAAAGUGUUCUAGACUGUUACAGCAAAGCAUAUGUCGCUCAUCCUUCAUAAUUCAAGUGUCAAAAUGGUCCAGGAGACGAAAUUAUUUCUGUUUGUAGUGUUAUUUGUGGCCAGAAGUCGUUCACAGAGUACGUUAAACGACGUUCCUCGCGGACACUACGGUUUCAACAUGUUCGAGCGAGCGGUAAGGGAGGGCCGGUGCACCUACACCUUCAUAGUUCCCGAGGAUGACCGAAUGUGCCCCUCGGAUCCAGCCAUAGACAUGCGGAUCAACUAUCUCGAGCUCGCGCGAGAACAACAACAGAAGAAGUCGAACGAGAAUUCCCGGAGGAUAGAGAGGGUGGAAAAGAUGGCCCAAGCGCAGAGGAAAAUGCUGAUGGAGUUGCAGUGGCGCGUCGGAAACGCGUCGGCUUCCGAGGACGCGCGAGUCCAGGCCGACGAGGUGCCGAGGAUUACCGAAGACCGUUCGACGGCGACGAGUAUGCCGUCGGGAUUCAUAGGUUGUGCCGGUAUGUACCGGAAGGGCGUCACGGUUAGCGGGCGGUACACGGUACAGGUGGACACUACGUCAUUUCCUGUCUACUGUGACAUGGUCGACAGCGGCGGAGGUUGGACUGUUAUCCAGCGUCGUCUGAACGGCACGGUCGACUUUUUCCGGAACUGGGACGACUACCGACGGGGCUUCGGCAACGUUCGGGGCGAGUUCUGGUUGGGCAACGGCAAGAUCCGACUGCUGACGUCACAGCAGCCACACGAGCUUCGGGUGACGCUGACGGACUGGGACGAUAGGCGAGCGCAUGCGCACUACGCCUACUUUCACCUGGAACCAGAAAGUGACAAGUAUCGCCUGAGGCUCGGAUGGUACAAUGGCAAUGCAGGGAAACGAUCAUCAUUACAUGUUGGCCCCCUAUCUACCCUUUGUGGAUCUGCAGUUGUUUGUUUGUUUGAUGUCACGUGUUCAGGAGACGCACUGACCUACCACGACGGCCGACCCUUCAGCACGACAGACAAGGACAACGACUCGGACCCCAGCGCAUGCGCAGACCGGUUCCGCGGUGGCUGGUGGUACGGCAACUGUCACCAUAGCAACCUGAAUGGACUGUACCAUCCUCUGGGGGAGCACAUCGGCAGGGGGGACGGGAUAGAGUGGAUACAGUGGAAGGGCAUGUUCUAUUCCGUCAAGAGCGAAGAGAUGAAAAUACGGCCCGCCAACUUUGGCCACUGCUAGAGAAAAAUGCAAAUAUAGGUCAUCGUAAUCUUCAUUGACACAACAGAACAAUAGCGGCUUUCCGAUUAAAGUAUUUUUCAUCUAUAUCUAUAUCAGACAAGUGGAUACAAACAGGUUUGAGUGUAAAAUAAAUCAACAAAAGCAAUCUGGAGUUAAACGUAUUGUUUACACUAGCUACUGGCUAAAUAUUCUCUGGCAUAGAUACCUAUUUGUACUGAUAUUAAAGGAUCAGUAAGGGUUAUCCCUUUGGAGGUCUCGAAGAAAAAUCAGAAUCCAGAAAUAGGGUCACUGAAAACUGGACGACGCUCAAGCCCGUACCCUGUUUACAUGAUUCUGAACUUUGUAUAUUUUCACUAACAGCUCGUUCCUGUACUAUGUGAGCACAUCUUGUUACGGUUAAGGUUUAUUAAGGUUAACAAGUCUGAUAACAUAAAUUCGCACAGAGGCUUUUAAGAUCUUUUAAUACUUUGUUUAUUUUCCUGAUGUUAAAAAAGACAUUUAUGAGCUAAGCGACCUUUCUAUGAGUACCGUUUGGUCUUCUCAGUUCCUGCAAAGGUUCUUCUUGGACCCCCUAUCAUAUAUAAUGUUGGUAUCAACUUAAGCCUUAAGGUCAAAAGACUGUCAAUGUUUUGGAGGGGGAUUUAACAUAAUCUUUUCCGACACAAAUUGAGAUUGACACUCCAAAUUUUCAACAAGCUAUCUAAAUUUAGUAUUCUACAGUACAGCCGAGACCUUUAUGACUCAAAUCAUCCUUCCAAUGACUGACGUCAAUAACGGGUCAAGGGUCAUAUGAAGUCGGUAUCGGCCCCCGGCUUAGUUCAAGAAAUAUUUUCCGUUAUCUUGAAGAAGACAAGAAGACUUUCCGAAAAAUUGACGAAUCCACUUUCCUUUUAUGUCAAUAAUGUUGUAUAACGAGCAAGAUGAACGUUCGUGCUAUUACAUUGUAUAUGAUCAAUCUAUAGUUGGAUUGUUUUCUAUAAUUCCUGUUGAAAGUGUUAUAAGCAUUGAUGACAAUGUUGAGAAACCUACAAAUUGUUCUUGAAUGGUGACUUCGGUACACUUUGCCAUUUACAAUGAGUUACAUAUAUGCUUUCAUUUCAAAAUAUGCGGCAUAAUGUAUUUCUUUGGGAAUUUUCUUUGGUAGUGAUAAAGAUGAAUAAAGGCGAUGUUAACGUUAUACAUCAAUGUAUACAAUGGGAAGGAAAUACAAAUAAAUGUUUUCAUUUGGGA